AUGGCGACAAAGCCUGCAGGGGGCGGUAGGGGAGUGCUGAAGAGCGCCCUGAGUGGCGGCAGAAAUGACGCGAAAGGCGUGGCGCCAAGCGCCGUAGGGAAAGCGAGCGGCAGAGGCGGAAAGCCCAGCCGUGACGCGACCCGCAACCCGCUUCUUAGCGUCGCACUCGAACCGGAGGUAACGUGCCCUUGCCGAGUGCAUCCACCGCGACUCCACAGCGCCACCCUCGUCGUUGUCCGCGACGAAGAGCCCAAAAGCGCAGACGCGGCUGUGCCCAGUAUAGCGGAAGAAGACGGGCGAGAACAGAAUGCGUGCGACAUCAGCGCGCAGCUGGCCGCCGCUCUCGAGAAGCUGCACACCCCAGGAAGGGAGGCGAGCACUCAAAACGCAGCACCAAACGCAACUCAGAACGCAUCUGCUGAAGAGGGUUCAGAGAACGCUCCAGGGUGUGCUGGAAGCGGCAGCGACGCUGCGGCAGCCUCGGAGGAAGACUUCGUGCGUUCGCUUGCGCAAGCGCGCGGGGACUACCUCGCGGCUGUGGAGCGUCGGGCGUUCAACGCGUUGAAGCGCGCGGCGAUGGAGCGCGAGGACUCUCCGAGGCCGCCUCAGGUAUCUCCGCGCCCACAGUCGUUCCGCGCCGCCUCGGGGGAAGACGGCGGGUCGCGGCUCAGGAGCCCUACGGCUGACUCGGCGAAAAAGCCACCCCUUGCCUCCUCUGUUUCCCUCCACGACCGCGAUACGGGCGAUGACGCUGCGGCUUCCCCAGCAGGAGGCGCCGACGAGGCGGCGCGGGCUGCUGGUCGCGGAGGUGCCGCCGUAGAGCAGCUCGACGUCCUGUUUGUACUCUCAGGAAUUCCAUGGUCAGCCGAGCUCCUCGCCGCGUGCGACAAACAGAUCGAGCUCGACUGUGUAGUCUUUUUGACACGGGGGUCUGCCGAGAGGCUCCAUGAGCGAACACGGGGGGGCCACGACCUGCCCGCGGAGCUCCGCCUCUUUUACAAGGCCAUCAAUCAAGCCCGACCCGAGGCCAUGCUCGCCAACACAAUCAUGGAGACCAUGACAAACGUAACCAACGAGUUUCUGCAGACUCAGGGGUGGCCGCAGCUUGCGCAGCGCGCGCUGCAGGUCAUCCAGCAUAAGGAGGCGUUUUCGCGGUUUCUCGUGACGACAAAGACGCUCGCCUUUUCCACGUUCGCCGUUGCCCCCGCUGCGCUGAAGAACUCCGGGACGCCUCAGGAGGCCGCCUCAGAUAAAGUUCUGAACUCGAGCAACUUGGGGUCGGAUCUCGACAGAGGCGGUCGCCGUGUGGGCGCCAAGCGCGAGGACGAUGGCGCGGUCGCUGGGCACGAAGACGAGAAGAAAAAGGGAAAGAAAAAAAAGCCCGCAGGAAAAAAAGAAGCAGAAGACGACCGCGACAAGAGCGCACCCGAUCCCGGGGGCGCGCACUCCGCAUUUGCCGACUGGGCCAAGGCGCCGACGGGCGCGCGCGAGGGAGCCCACAGCUGCAGACCUCGAAGUCCAGUGCGUGGCUCGGAUUUACCGUUUCUGGCGCGGCGGCUGGCUCUCCGCUGGGAUUUGAACCUGCGGACACGGCUCAAGCUUUUGUCUACGUCGGGCGAGUCUGCGCGCGUCCCCAGGCUGUACGACGUCCUCUUCUCGCGCAUCGCUCCGGAGCACCACGACGCGGCCCUUUUCCUUCGCUGCCUGAUGGAGCAGGUCGCUGAGAACGCCGACGCAGACCUGGCUCAGUCGCGCUCCUCCAGCGCCGUCGUGGCAGGCGAGAAGCCGCGGCAGCAGGUUUCCUUAGAUCCGUUAUUCCCACCGACCGGCGCGGGAGAGGAUGCGACCGCCAGUGGAGCCCCAGCGCAUUCGGUAGUCCCCUACCGCGACAGGCUCCGGAGGCGGCUCCACGGCCAGCGCGCGCAGUUUGCAGCGGAUGAAAGCGAGACGCCUUUGACCGAGCUCGCGAGAGGCCUCUACGGGUCGGCGCGCGUCCUCGAGAACCGCCUGCCUCCUGAAGCUUCCGCGCUCGCGGCGCCCGAUCCCAGACGAACUGCCUUGCGGUGCCGAAUGUAUCCUUUUUUUCCGGAUCUCCCCCCGAAGCAAAUCGACCACCUGUUCCUUCUCUCUGAGUUCGAGACGCUCCUCAAGUCGGUCUCGCCGACGGCGCGUUUGAGCGAUUUCGCUGAAUCGCGAGUCUUCUACGAGCGCCUGACAGCUGCGGACUUGGUGGACACGCUCUCACAGGCGACGCAGAACGGCGCGACCUGCAUCGCCAAACGCUACGUGCCGAGAUCGGACUUGCUUCUUCUGGCUGUCUAUCAUCGAGAGGCGCCGGGCCUCGUCAGGUGGCGCGCGUGGGCUUCGCGCACCGCGGCGCCGAGGCUGGAUUUGAACAGCUUUUUGAGGCUCCUGCGAGCUGCCGAGUUUGAGCGAGACUCUUCAAGCGGCGGCGGGGAGGCAGAAAGCCUGCUGCCGGCGGUGCUUCUGGAGCUUGACAGCGAGCGCCAUGGCAACAUAUGCGGACUCGAACAAACUGUAACGCCGCACGCAGACACGGUGAUUUCCGGCGUGACCUUCUCCUCCGGGACCGCCACGCGCUUCCCCUUCCCAGACCUGAAGCGGCUGCAGCACGACGAAGAGAAGGCGAAGAAGGAAGCUGAACAGAAACUCCGAAGAACCCGAGGAAGACCGCACGCGCACGCGGCUGCCGCGCCUACAGACGCGGCGCCAGAUCUGCGGUUCUUUCCCCAGCCACUGCACACGUGGAAGUCAACGAGUGUCGCCUGCACGCGUACGGGUGCCUCGUUCGCGCUGAGAGACGACGACGUGUUCGCCAGCGGCUGCGCGCGCCUGCGGGCGGUUCUUGACUCCAGGGUCAUGCACCGCCUCGCGCAGCUGGCUGCAACCCCGGCGGGCGCCGGCGGGGUGCGCAGCGCGGCCGAGAGAGAGAAGGAGAAGAGCGCUGCGGGCGCGAGCGGCGCGAAGACGCAGGAGCCUGAGGAGGCGAGGAGGCUGCCGGUCACGCGGCCUGUCGUCGAGGACGUUGAGUUAGCCAAGCGCAACCUUUCCUGGUUGGAGACAGCGUCGCUGGCGUGCUUCGUGGCUCAAUUUGGCAAUUACGAGAGAGUGCAAGUGGCGGCAGAGACGGCGGAGAUCCUCGCGCGCGCCGCGCGUGGAGAGCUGGGCCUCGAGGAGGCGAUGACAAACCUCCAGACAGCCGUCACGCUCACGUCCGCCACGGGUCAUAUUCUGCAAGUCAUGCCCGACGGCUCAAUCUGGCAGAGCAACGACGCGGCCCUCUGGAAUGCUCUCAAGCGCGACUACGGCGACUUGUUUGAUUCCUGUGCCGCGUCUGAGGCGCUCGAUGUGCCGGUCUUCUGCGAGCCCGGCGUCGCGUCUGCCUCGCUGAAAAGUGCUUGGAGUUCGCCCGCGUCGCUGGUAUUCUUCGGCUGCCAAGAGGACUUUGAACUUCAGCGGCGCAUCUUUCCAGACGGCCGCGUGCUUCGCCUCCUCAUCUCCGGCCGAACAGAACUCUUGUUCCCUGACGGCACCGUGGCGUCGCGCAAUCCCACGCACACGGAGUUCCGACAGCGACUCGCCAGCACCGAGCGGCCCCCUGCGCGGCAUUUGGCCUCGCUGCUUGGCGUCUUUUUGGCAGCGGACCUGCGCAGCCUGGAUGCCGAAAGCAGUCCCAGCCCCCAGCGAGUCGCAGAGGUCUUCGCAAACGGGCGAACCGAUCAGGGCCUCCCAGGGCACUGGCUUUUCACGCAUCCGGACGGGUCGCGCUGCGGAUGCUUCAAACCGCCCAGGGAGGACGAAACGCCGCAGGAGGGCUCUCGGGGCCCUGGCGGCAGCUUCACCCCUUCACAGCUUCCUUGCGAAAGAGGACUGCGGAGCUUCGAGGGCGGAGCUUCGGCCGCGUGCCUCUCGGAGUUGAAGCUCGAUGCGGCUCUCGCGCGCUCCGCGGAGACGCAGGCGCUCGGCGGCGACUGGCGCGCGUACGCCUUGCCCCCAGUCGCGCAAGCCUCGUAUCCCGGUUUCCACUCCAGCGCACAGGUUGUGUUAAACGGCGACUCCGCGAUGCGCGUCGAGUGCCUCCCACCCAAGAAAGGCUGCAGCGGCUGGAACGAAAAGCGACAGCGAUUCGUGGCGCAUCCCGACGGCACACGCGUGCGCGUGGAAGAAGGAACCGACAGGCACGCGCUGGAGAUUGAGAAAGAUGCGUUUUGUCGCUUCCGCAUCUCCCGAUGUCCCGUGGAGGCAGAUGGCGAGCCGCGCGUCCAGAUGGGCAACUCAGCAACGGCAUGCGAGCCCCCUGCGUGGCGAACAAAAGUCUUCCUGCAGACUGCUCAAGGCUCCGCGAUUGCCAUCUCGUGCUUCGUGCCAGGGAGCGUGUCCGAGCUCGACGCGAGUCUGCGGCGAGCGACACGGGUCGCUGUCCACAGCAAAGAAGGCUGGCGAAUCUUCAGCGGCGCCGGCGAUGAGAUCGAAAUCGAAUGGUCAGACACUGCCUGCCUCAGCGGGCUUCUGCCCGGCGACGAGAGGGACAGCGGCCGAACAGCGACGGCGACAGCGAAAAGGAAGUUCUCGUGCUCUCUUCGCCGGAAGGAACUCGUCACCGCGACCAACGCAGGAAUAGUUUACAUCGUCCGGUCGAAUGGAGAUCUAGCGGUGAAAGGCGGCGCGACGGAGGGCGACGAGGCCUGUACACUUGCGCCGCCAGCCCCCGGCUUCGCCUCCCCUCUGUACGUCUCCGCCUUGGCUCACGCGAACUAUAGCGCUGAAGAAACCGGCGAAGCAGAACCCAACGCGGAGGCGUCGCUUCUCGGCGGCCUGCGUCUCUUCGCCGUCUGUUGCCACACUGGCGAGGCAGACGAGAUCCUCAGCAAAUUAGAGGUUCAGCGCCACCUCGACGCAUGCGGACUGGACCAGAAGAGCGUCACCGCGCCUGUGCGAGUUCUGCAGCAUCCGUUUGAAGGCUGCCGCAGCUUUGCCACCUUCACGGCCGCUUCGUCAGCUGCGCCUUCGCUUCCGCUUUCGCCGCUGCCCGUGGAGACCGCGGCGGGCUCGAGCCCCUUUCGAGAACCGCCGGCGACGGCGGAAGCCACUUUCACAGUCUUCCGGAGCUUUCUGGAGUAUCCGGCUACGACCGCUGAGAACUGGCGGGUUUUCAAAGCGCGCUGUCUCGAAUAUCUUCAAUGGGAAGCGAUCAAGGCGCCGCACAACCUGCCCUUUCUCGUUUCGCCCGACGUCGCGGAGCUCGUCCGCUCCACCGCAGAGAGCAGCGGAAGCAUUCGUGUCGGGAGAUGGCAAAGCCUGCGAGCGGCGAAAGGGUCGCGGAGCCUUGACAGCGCGCCGUCUCGAGUGCCUCGUCUCUCUCCCUCCCUCUUGAGCGUACAGGCCCUCGAGCUCCAGUCGUUGCGUUGCCGCGCGCAAACGCACUCCCUCAGACGCACGGCGGACGCGGUGGCGGAAGCUCUGGACGACCUGAGGAGGGACUUUGUGGACACGCAGUUGGACUGCCGGCGCCCGACGGCGGAGGCGGGCUCGGAUUCCUUGCCCAUUGAAGAUCCUGACGCAGGCGCUGCGGCGGGCGGGCCUGGAGAAAGCAGCGAGGCGGCUCUCGCGUGCACGGCUCAGGUCGCCUCGCAGAGCCAAUCGGGAACGUCAGAUGCCCUUCCAGGGCGACCUGCAGAUCUGCUCAAGCAGCCACCUCUCCACGCGGCAGACACCUUCCCCGUGGAGCCGCAUGAGGCCGCGGGAGAGAGAGCGAUCGAAGCUGGCGAGUCCCGGAUUCCGCCGCCUUGGGAGCUGCCCCCGCGGCUUCGCCUGCAUGCGCGCUUGAUCCGAGGAGAGGCGAAAGACGACUUUGACGCGAAUGCGAGCCGCAGAGACGAGACUGCUUCAGGAAAUGCCCCUGACGAGCUGGGGACGGAGGCGCAGGCCGUCUCGCGUGCCCGAAGCCGCGGAAAGCCGCGGCGAGAAGCUGCGAUCGACGUUCAGCGGGCUCUCCGCUCCGCGACGCCUCAGCGUGACGCGGACCUCCCCAGCGCCUCGAGCCGUUCCUCUUCAGGGCCCGUCUCUCCUUCACGGCAGGCAGCCUCGCGCGGCGGAGAUACAGCCUUCGAGGCGACGCCAGCCGCGCGCAGCGGCCUGCGAACGCGAGCGGCUGGCGCCCGCGGACUGCGAUGCACGGCGAGGCACGAAGGGACAGACAGCGAGGCCGCCGCCGCGGAGGGACGGGUGCGCGCCGCAGCAGAGGGGGAGGGGAUCAGCGAGGCAAGCGAAAGAACCCGGCGGAGUGACCGAUGCGAGCGGGAGUCUCAAAUUUACGCGGCGCCCCCCGGCGCGCAUGCGAAGGCCGCCCAGAAGGGAAACACCCAGCGGGUGCCGCUCAAUACCAAGGGGAAAGGGGACGGGGACAGGAGGUCUUCGCUGUACGACGUGUAUGGAAAGCCGCGACGGAGCGACGCAUUUUGCUUUCGAAACCGGUUCACCACGCAGGUGACUGUGGCGCGGAAAGACAGGGUAGCCUCAAGCGACUUUGUGUGCAACGAAAAAUACCAAUUAAUCGAGGCGCCGGUGGACAGGAGACUGAGAACCGCUUCUCUGGCGCGCAAAUGCCGACGCGAGGGGACAGCCAAUGCUACAACGGAACUUCUUUUGGACGUGUUCCCGCGGAGUCUGGACUUCGGGAGAUGCGUCCGCGCGGGCGAGGUCUCCAGCCGUGUCGUUCACGUGAGAAAUCUCGACUCAGACGUUUGCCGGUUCUCCGUUUUUCUCGAGCGAGACGCCGACGACUCUGGCUACGAGAUCCGCCUGCUCUACACGGCAGGCCCGGUUGCCCCCGGCCUCAGUCUGGAGAUCAUCGCGGAGUUGGUCGCGUUCCGCCCGGCAAGUAUUUCCGCGGCUAUCCUCGUCACUCACAAAGCGCACAUUCUUCGAAUCCCUGUAGUCGCGCAGGCUGUCUAA
This is a messenger RNA of Besnoitia besnoiti, 6975 nucleotides long. RefSeq lists its product as uncharacterized. The transcript has 30 exons. Gene Ontology annotation, biological process: axonemal central apparatus assembly. NCBI's taxonomy places the organism in Eukaryota, Apicomplexa, Conoidasida, Eucoccidiorida, Sarcocystidae. Bases 1 to 6975 code for a protein of 2324 amino acids. Gene Ontology annotation, cellular component: axonemal central apparatus. The record is from RefSeq and is a predicted model, not a curated record.